CUAUUUACAGCCUUCGGUUCUUGCGGAGAGAAGAGAAGCAAAGCAUUUCAUUUGUGAGUAUUUACAUUACAUUAUCCAGCGAACAUUUUGUGAAUAAGAGAAGCAAAGCAGAAGAUCAGAGAAUUCAAUGACAGGUUUUGCAGAGAGAUCAGAAGGUGUUACUCUCGAAGGGUUGAGGAAGAGAAUGGCGGAGUUUGCAAAGGAAAGGGACUGGGAUCAAUUUCAUAGCCCUAGAAAUCUCCUUCUGGCUCUGGUGGGAGAAGUGGGAGAGCUGUCCGAGAUAUUCCAGUGGAAGGGGGAGGUUCCAAGUGGACUGCCCGAUUGGAAAGACGAAGAGAAGGAACACCUGGGUGAAGAGCUUUCGGACGUACUGCUUUACCUUGUUAGGCUCUCUGACAUAUGUGGCGUUGAUCUUGGUAAAGCUGCUCUCCGUAAGCUGGAACUCAAUGCCAUUAAAUACCCAGUCAAGCUCUGCAAGGGCUCCUCCAAAAAGCCCACGCAAAUCAACGUGCCAGACAACAACGAUGGUAGUUCUAAUGGUGGCGUUACGGCCAUCAGCAACAGUGACAGCAAAAGCCGCAGUGAUGGUAUUCUAGCUUAACUUGUCUUGAAUGAGGAUGUGGGUGCUAUUGCAAGCCACAACAAGGCCAAGUGCUAAGCAGCUUUUACCAGAACAAACUUUGCCGGCUUCCUGCGUGGUAGAAGCAUGUAGGCCAUGUGAUUCAUGCAAGCAACUCAUGGAUGUAAACUGCAGUGCACCGCCACCAUCCAUUGCAUCCAAUUGUGGGACUAUAGUUUGUACAAAACAGACUGUAAAAAAAAUCAUCAUUUAAAACAGUGCCCCUUUGUCGGAAAUGGGCAAGGACUAGUUUCUUAGUUCAAAAUCCGUUUUAUUUUUUAUUUCACUACACUUGUUUUAAUGAGAUGUUAGUUAGAGAAUCUCACCCCUCCUCAUAUAUCUUGAUAACAUGAUAAGGUGCUUGGAUUGGAUAA
Messenger RNA from Juglans regia (Persian walnut), 993 nucleotides. RefSeq names its product dCTP pyrophosphatase 1-like. The transcript has 3 exons. Gene Ontology annotation, molecular function: nucleoside triphosphate diphosphatase activity. The record is from RefSeq and is a predicted model, not a curated record. Lineage: Eukaryota; Viridiplantae; Streptophyta; Magnoliopsida; Fagales; Juglandaceae. The coding region runs from base 128 to 601 and encodes 157 amino acids. Gene Ontology annotation, biological process: nucleoside triphosphate catabolic process.